ACAUAUCUCAGUUUUCAGUUCGGAUCAGUCGAAGCAACAAGACUUCUUAUAGUACUUCUAAAAUUCUGAAAGUUUGCGCUCUUCAACUUCUUUGCGAGAUCGAGUCAUUCUCGACAUGAUUGAGGUUCGUGACGGAUUGAACAGCCCGCGGCUGCAGGGCGGCAGGGAGGAGGGGGAGGUGAGUCAGUCGCCGUUCCCGGACAAGUACCACAUGAGGAACACGCGGGUGCUCCGAGUGUCGAAGGCCCAGAUCAGCGAGGUGCCCAUGGAGGUGCUCGAGGCGGCCCAACAGGAGCUGGUCAACAUCGUGAGCUUGGAUGGCAACACGCUGCGCGAGAUGCCCAAGGAUCUGCACUUGCUGGCCGAGCAGCUCACCCAGUUGAUCCUGACCAAGAACCAGAUCUCCUUUGUGCCCACCAACAUCUCGCAGUACUCCAAGCUGACGGACCUGAACCUCUCCGGCAAUCUCCUCUGCGACUUGCCCAUGGAGUUGGGCGGACUGCGGCUGCUCCGAAACCUGGACAUCUCCCACAAUCGCUUCCGCCAGCUGCCACGCUGCAUCUACGAGCUGGAGAGCCUCGAGUCCCUGUCGGCCCACGACAACCAGAUCCGUGCCAUCGAUGCCAGUGACUCCGGCUUUGGCGGCAUGCGGGAACUGCAUAGUCUGGACUUGGGCAACAACGACAUCCAGAUAGUGCCGCCGAUCAUGGGCCAGAUGCGGAACCUCAGGAGCCUGGAGCUGUGCGGGAAUCCCUUCCGCCAGCCCCGCCACCAGAUUCUAUCGAUGGGCACUGAGGCGGUGCUCAGCUACUUGCGCACCCGCAUUCCCAUAUAAAUCGGAGAUUGUGUUAUUGCAUUUCAAGAAAUUGCAAAGUAUUGUUUAAUAAACAGAUAGUUAUGCAUUGUAAUCGCAA
Messenger RNA from Drosophila teissieri, 914 nucleotides. Its product is annotated as leucine-rich repeat-containing protein 40. Bases 116 to 835 code for a protein of 239 amino acids. The transcript has a single exon. NCBI's taxonomy places the organism in Eukaryota, Metazoa, Arthropoda, Insecta, Diptera, Drosophilidae. Gene Ontology annotation, molecular function: protein binding. The record is from RefSeq and is a predicted model, not a curated record.